CGCUGAAACCGGCUUUGAUUUCGUGGGGGUCUUGACUUCCCCGUGUUUAUCUCGCCCCAUGUGCACCUCGCAGCUCGCGCUACUGCAGGUGUUCUUCCUGAUGGUCCCCGAGGGCAUCUGGCCUCAGCCCUCUUUCUCCCCGUCAGGGGAUGUGCCCACCCCUUCGGACGUGGGGCCAGGGUCGCCGGGGGGGACCCUUCAGUCGUCCUCGGAGGGGUCUGAAACUCCCUGGCCUGUGUCUGGGAUCUCUACGGUGGACCCUACGGUCGUGACCCCCUCUGCACCUGGGAAUGGGACCGUAGACCUCUUCCCAGUCUUACCGGUCUGUGUCUGUGACUUGACCCCUGGUACCUGCGACAUAAAUUGCUGCUGCGACAAGGACUGCUAUCUUCUCCAUCCGAGGACGGUUUUCUCCUUCUGCCUUCCAGGCAGCGUGAGGUCUUCAAGUUGGAUGUGCGUGGACAACUCUCUUAUCUUCAGGAGUAAUUCCCCAUUUCCUUCAAGAGUUUUCAUGGAUUCAAAUGGAAUUAGGCAGUUUUGUGUCCAUGUGAACAACUCAAAAUUAAACUAUUUCCAGAAGCUCCAAAAGGUCAGUGCAACCCACUUCGAGGCCCUGGCUACAGAGUUUGGAAGUGGAUCAUUCACUUCAGCAUUCCAAACCAAGUUGCCACCACCUCAUUACAGGGCUGGGGACCCCAUUCUGACUUACUUCCCCAAGUGGUCUGUAAUCAGCUUGCUGAGGCAGCCUGCGGGAGUUGGAGCUGGGGGGCUCUGUGCUGAGAGCAAUCCUGCAGGUUUCCUGGAGAGUAAAAGUACAACCUGUGCUCGUUUCUUCAAGAACCUGACAAGUAGCUGCACCUCAGAUCCAGCCCUCAAUGCUGCCUCUUACUAUAACUUCUCAGUCUUGAAGGUUCCAAAAGGUAUGACUGAUCUGCAGAAUAUGAAGUUCCAGGUUCCUGUAACCCUUAUCUCACAAGCUGGUUCUCCUCUCUUGUCUGGAAACACUUGUCAGAAUGUGGUUUCCCAGGUCAUCUAUGAGAUAGAGACCAAUGGGACUUUUGGAAUCCAGAAAGUCUCUGUCAGUUUUGGACAAACCAACCUGACUGUCGAGCCAGGCACUUCCUUACAACAACACUUUCUCAUUCGCUUCAGGGCUUUUCAACAGAGCACAGCUGCUUCUCUUACUGGUCCUAGAAGUGGGAAUCCUGGCUAUAUUGUUGGGAAGCCACUUUUGGCCCUAACUGGCGAUAUAAGUCACUCUAUGACCCUCUUACAGAGCCAGGGUGAUGGAAUUUGCUCUGUUAAGAGAUAUGAAGUACAAUUUGGAGUGAAUGCAGUAUCUGGAUGCAAGCUCAGGCUGAAAAAGGUGGACUGCAGCCACUUACAGCAGGAGAUUUAUGAGACUCUUCAUGGAAAGACCAGCCCAGAACAUGUUGCCAUCUUUGGUAAUGCUGUCCCAGCCCAGAAGAGAGAGUGGACAAGGAUUCUCAGCAGGAACUGCAGUGUUUCAGCUAUGCGUUGUACUUCCUGCUGUGUCAUACCAGUUUCCCUGGAGAUCCAGGUAUUAUGGGCAUAUAUAGGCCUCCAGUCCAACCCACAAGCUCAUGUGUCAGGAGCCCGGUUCCUAUACCAGUGCCAGUCCAUAAAGGAUUUCCAACAAGUAACAGAAAUACCUUUGACAACUGUUGUGACCUUUGUGGACAUUACCCAGAAGCCGGAUCCUCCAAGGGGCCAACACCGAAUAGACUGGAAACUGCCAUUCGACUUCUUUUUUCCCUUCAAAGUGGCAUUCAGCAAAGGAGUAGACUCUCAGAAAGGCUCAGCUUCUCCCAUCCUUAUCCUGUGUCUCUUAGUACUUGGAGUUCUCAAGCUAGAAACCAAGUGAAACAAGAAGAAUCAGAUUUUAAUUUUCCCUAUGGGAAGUUCUGAGACAGCCUACUUAUCUUGGCUAAAUAGGUCCAUACCUGCUCGUGACCAGAGGAGAGUAUUUUAAGAUAACAGAGGACCUAACUGAAGGAAUGUUUGUAUGUGAAAGAAGGGAUUUUUCGAAAAGCAAUAAAAAUAUCUUCUUUGUCAUGGCUGUCUGCUUAGGACUCUGCAGACCACCAAGUACACAUUAGGUUCUUCUCAAGCUAGGAAGAACACAAAGAGCCCUUCCUGCAGCCCUUCAGGUUGUGUUAUGCCUCACUAAAGUUUUGCAAGAUCUUCAUCCACCUGCUCACAGGCACAGUUAGACCCAGCAUAGAAAGGAACAUGUUCCUGCUGUCCUCUGGAUGAACUUGGGAAUAGAUGCCCUCUGGACUUAAGAGGAGCUGACUGUUGGGAACAGAAAACUGCUGGCUAAGGAUUUCAUCUGGCUUCUCCCCACUCCCUUGGGCCACAUUCUGCUGGAGCAUGAGUGAGGAGAACAGUUCUUUCUAGUCAGUUUCCAAAAUGAAUGUGGAAUCCCAGCCCCCCCUUUUUACUAGCAAAUGAUCCUACCAGUCAUUUCUGUAUUUUUCCUCCCUCCCAUUGUGGUGAGAGAAAUAAAACUGAUUGAGAGCUUUGUUGUACUAAUUCCA
Odobenus rosmarus divergens (Pacific walrus) is the source of this 2561-nucleotide messenger RNA. RefSeq names its product tectonic family member 3 (gene TCTN3). The coding region runs from base 59 to 1885 and encodes 608 amino acids. The record is from RefSeq and is a predicted model, not a curated record. Gene Ontology annotation, biological process: smoothened signaling pathway; cilium assembly. NCBI's taxonomy places the organism in Eukaryota, Metazoa, Chordata, Mammalia, Carnivora, Odobenidae. The transcript is spliced from 14 exons.